Rhododendron vialii is the source of this 1300-nucleotide messenger RNA. RefSeq lists its product as uncharacterized. NCBI's taxonomy places the organism in Eukaryota, Viridiplantae, Streptophyta, Magnoliopsida, Ericales, Ericaceae. Bases 85 to 756 code for a protein of 223 amino acids. The transcript has 3 exons. The record is from RefSeq and is a predicted model, not a curated record.
UUUUAUUUUAUUUAUUAUAAAUAAAUACGUAUCACGAUCUUACCUCUUGCCGGCCAAAGAAAACCUUAGUGCCAUACAUACACCAUGGAGGUAGAGGCCCCCACAGCCGGAGAGAUCGAAGAAGCAACUCACAACGACGACGUCGAAAUAACCACCGACCCCGACGAGUCUUUGCCACUGCUACCGACGAAGAGAUCGGUUCGGACCAAGGUCCCCGAGGUCGAGGUCCACCUCUACCGGCGAGGAACAGGCCCUAUCGACGUCUUCAAGUCGGCCCUCGGCGGGUGGGAGCAGGACCAGAUCGAAAUCGGAGGCAUCCUCGACAAGUACGGCUUCAAAUCAGUCUUCGCCUUCAACCCGGAGUCGGGUCGCGGCGUCCCGAUCCGGUUUCACCCCAAGAACGGCCGCUCUCUGCUCCCCUACGCGGAUGGAUCCGUAAUUUUCAUCGACGGGGAACCCAAGGACUCCUUACUAAAACCUAUUACCAAGAUCUUGCUAGGAGUUGCAGUUAUCACCUUCAUGAUAGUAUUUGUCAUGAAGGAAUCUCCAGAAUGGAUGCAAAAACUGAGCUUAUAUGGUGGGAGAGUUCCUCCUUGGAUCCUUGCUUGUGUGGUUAUUGUCUUCACUCGCUUGAGGAAGAGAACUAGGGAUUUCCUCGAAAAACGGGACAGCCAUUCCACCACCAUCACUGUUCAGCUUUACUUCACCGGCAAGGAUUGCCACCCCAAUAUCUUUCACCCAAAGCCACGGACAUAACAAGCCACAGCGUACCAUCAUUAUGGUCAUAUACCAUCACUAGACUCUGUAAGGGAGCUCUGAAACUGAAUGUUGCUAACUAGUGUCUUGGGUGAGUGGUAAUGUGGAAAUUGAUGAGGAGUGAAUGCAGGUUAGAAAUCCUUUUCGAUGUCAAGGAAUUUUGAAUAAAUGUUUUCAUUGUAUGGUGGAUAGAGUAGUAAGAGGACAUAAAUCGAAAAGAGAAGGAUCUGUCUCCGAUUGCUGAUCAAAUUGGAGUAGGCCAGGAUACUGUACAUUAAUCGGUCCGGGAUAUCUAUGUCAGCAGCACUAGGACACUUGUGUAUGGAUUUCUCAACCUUAUUUCUCAUAUUCGUUCCCUUUGCUUGGAUUGAAGAUGAAUGACAACCUUGUUAACUGCUUUUUUGCCCUUUGAUAUCCUGAUAUUUUCCUCCUUGGCCAAUAUCAAGUUUCAAUAUUCUGAUUGACCUAUACAAUGCCGGAAUAACUGUUAAAUUGUAAAUGAAUUAACUUCCUACAUUUUCGUGUAAAGAUAUGCUGAAGGAAA